GGAAGGAAAUCAUCCAGAUGACUACAGUCGUCUCACAUACAAGAAGCUCCUGGAGGAAGUAUGUCGAUUUGCCAAUGUGCUUAAGAGUAAAGGCAUCAAACGGGGCGAUCGUGUAGCCAUUUAUAUGCCCAUGAUCCUCGAAUCCGUCAUAGCCAUAUUGGCGUGUACGAGAAUCGGAGCAGUUCAUUCUUUGGUGUUCGCCGGUUUUUCUGCCGACUCAUUUUCCGAGCGAAUAAUUGAUUGCCAAGCACGGGCCCUCAUCACCGCCGAUGGUGUCUGGAGAGGAGAGAAAUAUCUCGCGUUGAAGAGUAUCUGCGACCAAGCGAUGGACAAGUGCGCGAAGAACGGACACAACGUCGAGGUGUGCUUCGUUGUAUCGCACUUGGAAAGGGUCACUGCCCCAUCGGGUGUUCAAAGUAACCAAAGCAAUAAGACGCCAAUGCAGGAUGGUCGUGAUAUCUGGUGGCACGACGUCGUUCCACAAGCUUCCACGAGCUGCUACCCUGAAUGGAUGCAAAGCGAGGAUCCCUUAUUCAUGCUUUACACCAGCGGUUCAACUGGAAAACCAAAGGGCGUCCUCCACACCACUGGAGGAUAUCUCUUGUAUGCCGCUACUACCUUCAAAUACGUCUUUGACUACAAACCAAAUGACGUUUACUGGUGCACCGCCGAUAUUGGCUGGAUCACCGGUCACACAUACGUUGUGUACGGACCUCUGGCAAAUGCCGCUACCUCAGUUUUGUACGAAGGAACUCCAUUCUAUCCACAAAACGACCGUUUCUGGGGUGUUGUCGAAAAGUACAAGGUCAACCAAUUUUACACGGCCCCGACCGCCAUCAGAGCGUUGAUGAAGUUCGAGGACAGUUUGGUCACAAGGCAUGAUCUAUCCUCCUUGAGAGUUCUCGGUUCUGUAGGAGAACCAAUCAACCCAGAAGCUUGGAUGUGGUAUUACAAAUUGGUCGGAGGAGAAAAAUGCUCGAUCGUGGAUACUUUCUGGCAAACCGAGACCGGCGGUCAUGUCCUUACUCCUUUGCCAGGUGCGACACCCAUGAAACCAGGAGCAGCUUCGUUCCCAUUCUUUGGUGUACAGCCAGUUUUAUUGGAUGAAUCCGGCAAGGAAAUUCAAGGCGAAGGAGAAGGAUAUUUGGUAUUCUCUCGCCCGUGGCCUGGAAUGAUGAGAUCGUUAUACAAUAACCACGAUCGCUACGAAACCACGUACUUCUCGAAAUUCCCAGGAUAUUACUGCACUGGUGACGGUGCGCGUCGCGAUGCCGAUGGAUACCUAUGGGUGACUGGAAGGGUUGAUGACAUGUUGAAUGUUUCUGGUCAUUUGAUGUCCACUGCUGAAGUGGAGUCCGUUCUUACGGAGCAUCGCGGCGUCUCGGAAGCUGCAGUAGUGGCGAAACCGCACCCCGUGAAGGGUGAAUGCCUGUACUGCUUCAUCACCACCAACGGUCAAGUCGAAUUCAAUGCACAAUUAGUGACUGAACUGAAGAAGAUUGUCAGGGAAAGGAUCGGACCAUUCGCUCAACCAGACGUUAUUCAAAGUGCUCCGGGUCUACCGAAGACUCGCUCUGGUAAGAUCAUGAGGAGGAUAUUGAGGAAAAUCGCACUCAACGACAGGGACAUUGGGGACAUUAGCUCGUUGGCCGAUAGCUCGGUUGUUGAUCAGCUAUUCGCGAACCGACCAAUUUCCGCUUAAAACGGAAAAAUGAUUAUUUAUUUUUUAAUAAUUAUAAUACCUAUACGUGUAUAGAGAAAAUAUAUAUUAUAUUGUUGUUAUUAAUUGUAUAUUAGGUAAAUAAUUUAUGUCUACGUGGUUUAUAUAUACGAAAGCCACGAAGUGAAAAUGAUAACUAAUUAAUUUUAAAUAUAAUUAACGAAUCUCUAGUUCAUCCAUAACGUAAUUAAUAAUAAUAAUGAUUAUAUGAAAAAAUAGCAACGCUACAAAAUGAAAAAGUCAAAAUAUCUGUGGUUUAUUGAUAAAUGCAUUCGUUCUUUGCUUCAAACUGUAACCGGAUUCACCUAUACUUGGAGUAAAGAAUUUGAAAACUUGAUAAGAACUUAGGUAAUUGAAAUAAACAGGGACGCACAUUUAUGUUACUUAUAUGUACAUGCACGAAUUACUCUAUUUUUUACUAGAUUUUCAAAUAAAUGUAAAGACAAAAAAUAUAA
This is a messenger RNA of Nicrophorus vespilloides, 2175 nucleotides long. RefSeq names its product acetyl-coenzyme A synthetase (gene AcCoAS). The record is from RefSeq and is a predicted model, not a curated record. Gene Ontology annotation, molecular function: AMP binding; acetyl-CoA synthetase activity. Lineage: Eukaryota; Metazoa; Arthropoda; Insecta; Coleoptera; Silphidae.